AUGCCCCUGCACGGCAAAGGUUCUUUGCCGCACGGCAAAGAAGGCCGCACGGCAAAGAGUGAGGAUAAGGCGCGGUGUCGGGACGUCCUGAGCCAGAAAACCUUCUCCCCAUCCUCCACGCACACGACGCCGCCGCAUCGACCUCCCCACACACGACGCCGCCGCCGCCACCUCGACCACGCCGCCGCCGCCACCUCGACCAUGCCGCUGCUGCCCGGCCCCACGACCACGCCGCCGCCACCUGCUGCUCCUCCCGAGCGCCGCCGCUGCCCGGCCCCACGACCACGCCGCCGCCACCUGCUGCUCCUCCCCGGCCCCCACGACCACGCCGCCGCCACCUCCUCGCUCCUCCCAGCCGCCGCUGCCCCCGCCACGACCACGCCGCCGCAGCCCCUUCCCCCGGCCACCUACGGCAGUCCUCCCCCACGCCGUCGCCGCCACCUCCUGCUCCUCCCGGCCGCCGCUGCCCGGCCCCACGACCACGCCGCCGCAGCCCCUUCCCCGGCCACCUCCUCGCAGUCCUCCCCCACGCCGUCGCCGCCUUGCGCGCACGCAGUGCGGUCCUCCCAAGCCCUCGCAUAUGUGAAGCUUUGA
This is a messenger RNA of Lolium perenne, 594 nucleotides long. The record is from RefSeq and is a predicted model, not a curated record. Lineage: Eukaryota; Viridiplantae; Streptophyta; Magnoliopsida; Poales; Poaceae.